Eruca vesicaria subsp. sativa (arugula) is the source of this 1884-nucleotide messenger RNA. Lineage: Eukaryota; Viridiplantae; Streptophyta; Magnoliopsida; Brassicales; Brassicaceae. The record is from the annotation of a GenBank genome assembly.
GCCUUGCGCGAGAACUCUCCUCGUCUCAAGCUUUAAUGAUAUAACCCAUUGUUUUCUUCUACAAUAAUUCCUGAUGGAGCUUUGUUCCUCAUCUCCAUCUUCUUCUCUCCUCCGAAACCGUUCUUCUUCACUACCCGAACUCUCCUUCUCUUCCUCAAUCUCCCACUUCCCUUCACGAAUCCAACUAAAGUCAUCGACUUUCACAAAACCCAACCUCCGAAUCCACUCCUCCCUCGCCGCGGAGACUCAGGGCCUUCCCCGAGACAGCCCACAACGCCUCCUCAAGGAGCUCGCCCAACGCAAACAAUCCACCACAAGCCCCAAGAAGAAACUCCCUCCCAAACGCUUCAUCCUCCGACCACCACUAGACGACAAGAAGCUCGCGGAAAGAUUCCUCAACAGCCCGCAGCUCUCCCUCAAAUCCUUCCCUUUACUCAGCUCAUGCCUCCCUCCUUCGAAGCUCAACAACGCAGACAAGACGUGGAUCGAAGAGUAUCUCUUGGAGGCGAAACAAGCGUUGGGUUACUCUCUAGAGCCUUCGGAGAGCUUGAGCGACGAGAAUCCGGCGAAGCAUUUCGACACGUUGCUUUAUUUGGCGUUUCAGCAUCCGUCUUGUGAUAGGGCACGUGCGAGGCACGUGAAGAAUGGGCACUCGAGGCUUUGGUUUCUGGGGCAGUAUGUGAUUGAGCUUGCGCUUACCGAGUUUUUCUUGCAGAGGUAUCCGAGGGAGCCUCCGGGGCCUAUGAGGGAGAGAGUGUUUGCUUUGAUUGGGAAGAGGUAUCUACCCAAGUGGAUCAAAGCGGCUAACUUGCAGAAUCUUGUCUUCCCUUAUGAUGAUAUUGAUAAGUUGCUUAGGAAAGAUCGUGAGCCACCCGUUAAGUCUGUGUUCUGGGCUUUGUUUGGUGCCAUCUAUCUAUGUUACGGGAUGCCGGAAGUGUACCGUGUGCUUUUUGAGGUAUUUGGGAUGGAUCCAGAUGCUGAUGAUUGCCAACCUCGAGCUAGGAGACAGCUUGAGGAUGUAGAUUAUGUUUCUGUUGAAUUCGAAGGCAAGAAGCUAAGCUGGCAAGAUAUUGCUACUUACAAGCCUCCUGAAGAUGCUUUAUUCGCACAUCCGAGGCUAUUCAGAGCUUGUGUUCCACCUGGAAUGCAUCGUUUCAGAGGAAACAUUUGGGAUUUCGACAGCAAACCUAAAGUCAUGCAGGCUUUAGGUUAUCCUUUACAGAUGAAUGAUAGAAUCCAAGAGAUAACUGAAGCAAGAAACAUCGAGCUUGGACUCGGUUUACAGCUCUGCUUCUUGCAUCCAUCAAAGCACAAGUUUGAACACCCGCGGUUCUGUUUCGAGAGAUUAGAAUACGUAGGCCAAAAGAUACAGGACAUAGCAAUGGCGGAACGUUUGUUGAUGAAGCACCUGGACGCACCUGGUAAAUGGCUGCAAGAGAAGCAUAGGCGUCUGUUGAUGAACAAGUUCUGCGGUAGGUAUCUGAGGGAGAAACGUCUUCACAACUUCAUAAUCUACUCGGAGGAGGUUCAUGACCGGUAUGAACAUAACCGGAGACUUAGAAACCCGGCAACAACAGCUGUUCAACAAGCUAUUCACGGUCUAGCGUAUACCAUUUAUGGAAAGCCUGAUGUUAGGAGGCUCAUGUUUGAGGUUUUCGACUUUGAGCAGAUUCAGCCUAAAGCUGUCGUCUGAGAAGUCUCUCUCUCACUCUUUUGUCUUUGCUGUAUUUUUUAGUUUGCUUCUGUAUUUGAUUUCUAUAGUUAAAAAUGAUUAAAAGUACUGAAUCAGUUUGAAGAACAAUUUAAAAUUAUGGAAUAGUUUGAAGAAUUAUAAAGUUAGUACAUAAAUAUUUCAAGUUACAUUAUAAAUGUGUACUUGGUACA